Molecule: messenger RNA, 3862 nt
Organism: Hypanus sabinus (Atlantic stingray)
Lineage: Eukaryota; Metazoa; Chordata; Chondrichthyes; Myliobatiformes; Dasyatidae
Product: kinesin light chain 2-like
Exons: 17
Coding region: 448-2355 (635 amino acids)
Biological process (GO): microtubule-based movement
Cellular component (GO): cytoplasm; membrane-bounded organelle; kinesin complex
Molecular function (GO): kinesin binding
Source: RefSeq, a predicted model, not a curated record
CCGAACAAGUCGGCGACCGGUCUGCGAUGCGAUGCUCGGCUGGGAGGGGGGGUGAUGUCAGUCAUUUCGUGGAUUGUGGGAAAGUAAGGGAGCAUCAGCUCGCCAUAUUUCCACCCCCUUGCAUUCCAGGGGUGCAAGGUCAGUAGCAGAAGCGCCUGAUGCGGGAGGAGGCUGCAGCCUGCACAUUCAGGGGAGGUGCAAGAGAAAACACUCAAGGUAUCACAGGACCUAGCGAAUAACAACGAGGGGGGGGAAAAAAGGCAACGGCAGCACAGAAACCCAGGUGCAUUGGAGUCGAAAAAGACUCGACCUACAGACUUACAAAUUCUGCAAGUUAAGAAAGUGGCUUUCCUUCCUCCACCAUCAACGCUGCCCUCAAACACACCUCUUUCAUUCCACGCACACCUGCUCUGAACCCGUUCUCCCACCUCCCUACCAAACUGGACCAUGUCCGCCGUGGUCUACCCCAGGGACGAGCGGUUGGAGAGGCUGACGCAGGAUGAGAUAGUGAUGAGCACCAAGGUGGUGAUCCAGGGGCUGGAGACCCUGAGGAACGAGCACAACUCCAUCCUCAACACCCUGCUGGACGCCAUGAAGUCACUGCAGAAGGGCAGCCAGGAGCCCAGCGUGGCCCAGGAGAAGUCCUGCCUCCUCCAGAAGUCUCUGGAGAGCAUCGAGCUGGGUCUCGGGGAAGCCCAGGUGAUCUUGGCGCUGUCGAGCCACCUGAGCGCUGUGGAGUCGGAGAAGCAGAAGCUGCGGGCGCAGGUGCGCCGCCUGUGCCAGGAGAACCAGUGGCUGCGGGACGAGCUGGCGGGCACGCAGCAGAAGCUGCAGCGCAGCGAGCAGGCCGUCGCCCAGCUCGACGAGGAGAAAAAGCACCUGCAGUUCAUGAACCAGAUCAAGAAGUUCGACGAGGACGUCUCACCCUCCGAAGAGAAGAAUGGGGAUUCCGGGAAGGAAGCUCUCGAUGAUCUUUUCCCGAACGACGAGGAACAGUCGCAAGGGCAGCAGCCUCACACGGUGGGCGACGCGGCCCAGCACGGGGGCUACGAGAUCCCGGACCGCCUGCGGACCCUGCAUAACCUGGUGAUCCAGUACGCCUCACAGGGGCGCUACGAGGUGGCCGUGCCGCUCUGCAAGCAGGCGCUGGAGGAUCUGGAGAAAACGUCCGGCCACGACCACCCCGACGUGGCCACCAUGCUCAACAUCCUGGCCCUGGUGUACAGGGACCAGAACAAGUACAAAGAGGCAGCACACCUCCUGAACGAUGCACUCAACAUUCGGGAGAAAACACUGGGCAAAGAUCACCCGGCAGUGGCAGCCACUCUCAACAACUUGGCCGUCCUGUGCGGUAAGCGGGGGAAGUACCGAGAGGCAGAGCCGCUCUGCAAGAGGGCGCUGGAGAUCAGGGAGAAGGUUUUGGGGAAAUCUCACCCAGAUGUGGCCAAGCAGCUGAACAACCUGGCCCUUCUGUGUCAGAACCAGGGCAAGUUCGAGGAGGUGGAGAAGUACUACCAGCACGCCCUGGAGAUCUACGAAUCCCAGCUGGGACCUGACGACCCCAACGUGGCCAGGACCAAGAACAACUUGGCAUCCUGUUACCUAAAACAGGGCAAAUACAGAGAGGCAGAAUCGCUGUACAAGGAGAUACUGACCAGAGCCCACGAGAAAGAGUUUGGUUCUGUCAGUGGAGAAAAUAAGCCAAUUUGGAUGCACGCUGAGGAGCGGGAGGAACAGAGUAAGGGCAAGCGGAGGGACGGUGUCCUGUACUGGGAAUAUGGAAAUUGGUACAAAGCCUGCAAGGUCGACAGCCCGACUGUGAACACCACACUGCGGAGCCUGGGAUCCCUGUACAGGCGGCAGGGUAAACUCGAGGCCGCUGAGACCCUGGAGGAGUGCGCGACCAAGUCACGCAAGCAGGCACCGGACACGUCCCACCCCACGCGGGUGGUGGAGCUGCUGAAGGAUGGGGGUCCCGAGACCCGGCCGGGCCGCGACCAGCUGAACGGCGCCACUGGCGUCGUCAACUACAUCAUCAACGGAGCCGAGGGUGAGGAGUCGGGCACGGCUGAGUGGAACGGGGAUGGCAGCGGGUCCCUCCGGAGAAGCGGCUCGUUUGGGAAGAUCCGCGACGCGCUGAGACGCAGCAGCGAGAUGCUGGUGAAGAAGUUGCAGGGGGACUCCCCCCAGGAGCCCAGGAAUCCCGGGAUGAAACGGGCCAGCUCGCUAAACUUCCUGAACAAGACCGGCGAAGAGGCCGCUGAGCAAUCCGGGAGCAACCUAUCGGAUUCGAAAGCGCUGAGUGCCAGUAAUGUGGAUUUAACGAGACGCAGCUCGCUGGGGAGCUUAAACUAACCGUCUCCCCAUGGGCGAGGAGGGCAGGGCUGUCGUCCGCGCCUCCCGCCACCGCCAACACCACCGCGUCCUCGCACCUCCCUCCGAAGAGCUUGACGGAUAUUUCGUUUAAUUUCUUUGUUGCCGUUUCUUUUCGGGCAGUCCCGGAGAUCCAGGCGCCGGGAGACUCUUCGCUACCCUCGAUGCAUGCAGUACUUGCGUCAGCCCGCAGGGCCAAUUUAAAAACCAUUCUUGGCGUUAAGAGGAGCAAGGUGUGUGUAGUCUGGUGUGUUCACACGUGUGUGUGUGUGUGUGUGUGCGCGCGCGCGCGCGAUAGAGCUUUGCUUAUAGCUGAGAGUUAAUAGGUUAAUAGUAAAGCAGGAUUGGGUUUAUUAUCACUAACAUACGCCGUGAAAUUUGUUGGUGACAGCAUCUUCGACCAUAAGUACUGUGCUGAAGUCUCGGGCACAUAGAGCUGGGGUGCCCGAGACGUUUGCACAGCGCUGUAUUUGUCAACGUGGAGCGCAGAGUGAGUUUGUAAAUCUGGCGGGAGUGAAGGAUGUUGGGAGUGCCGCGGGAGGGGUGUGGGACGGGAGGCAGAGAAGGAGGCCAAUGGUGUGGGGUGCAGACACACCCCUUGAUUCCAAACUGAUCAUUACUGAAUGUCUCUCUGGUGCUUCUCGAUUCCUCCCCUCUCCCUUCCCCUUUUCCCAACCGCGAUUCCCCUCUCCCUGCCCCCUUCCCACUCCCAGCCCACAAUGGAGACCCGUAUCAGAAUCAGGCGUAUCAUCACUCACAUGAGGCUGCUUACCAAGUUAAGAGCCUGUGGUAUUACAGGAAAGUUACUGGAAUGGUUCGAGCAUUGGCUGGUUGGCAGGAGGCAGUGAGUGGGAAUAAAAGGAUCCUUUUCUGAUUGGCUGCCAGUGACUAGUGGUGUUCCUUAGGGGUUGGUGUUGGGACCGCUUCUUUUUGUGCUGUAGAUCAAUGAUUUAGAUGAUGGAACAGAUGGCUUUGUUGCCAGGUUUUCAGAUGAUUGGUGGAGGGGCAGGUAGUGUUGAGGAAAGAGGACGGAUGCAGAAGGACUUAGACAGAUUAGGAGAAUGGGCAAGGAAGUGGCAAAUGAAAUACAAUGUUGGAAAAUGCACUUUGGUAGUCAAAGUAAAUAUGUGGACUAUUUUCUAAAUGGGGAGAAAAUUGAAAAAUCUGAGAUGCAGAGGGACUUGAGAGUCCUUGUGCAGAACACCCUAAAGAUUAACUUGCAGGUUGAGUUGGUGGUGAGGAAGGCAAAUGCCAUGUUAGCAUUCAUUUCAAGAGAAUACAAGAGCAAGGAUGUGAUGCUGAGGCUUUAUAAGGCCCUGGUGAGGCCUCACAUUGAGUAUUGUGAACAGUUUUGGGCCUCUCAUCAAAGAUGUGCUGGCAUUGGAGAGGGUCCAGAGGAGGUUCACAAGGAUGAUUCCAGGAAUGAAAGGUUUAUCAUACGAGGAACGUUUGAUGGCUCUGGGUCUGUACUCACUGAAAUUUAGGAUGG